This is a messenger RNA of Bathycoccus prasinos, 888 nucleotides long. RefSeq lists its product with no specific name. The coding region runs from base 1 to 888 and encodes 295 amino acids. The transcript has a single exon. The record is from RefSeq and is a predicted model, not a curated record. Lineage: Eukaryota; Viridiplantae; Chlorophyta; Mamiellophyceae; Mamiellales; Bathycoccaceae.
AUGGUUUUGACGACGUCCUUUUUUUACCGAACGACUUUGUCCGGUGCUAAUGCUGCGAAUGCUUCGGAAACAACCACCAAGAGGACGACUGUAACGAUGAGAAGAAACGGUGACGAGGAUAACAACGGGAAAAAGAAGACGAAGAAGACCACCAAAGAUGUGGAACGAGGAGGUCGAUUUUCGGGGUCGUCGUUUAAUACUACAUCGGCGGCAAAGAAGAAACUGGCGAUGAUCGUUCUCUUCUUCGGGUUUUUGAGCGCAGCGGUUGCCUCGGUGAGUGCAAGCCUUCACGAAGAAGGCGUUUCUAUCCCGGAUGUGAGGUUGGACCAACAACAACGGGAGGAGGAGGAAAAGGAUGGACGAGUGAAAACGAGCGGCUUUAGGCGCCUGUUGGAAGAGGACGAGGUCGCGGAAGCGCGACCGUUGCGAGGACGCAGGAUCGGCGGGCAACGAUUCGAUCGAGUUGUGUAUCCUCCGAAAGAUCGAGAGCGAGCGAGAGGGACGCUGAGACAGUUGUUGGAGGAGGAUUACAAUAACAACGAGGAAGAAGUGGUGGCCGCGGAAGGAGAAGAAGAAGAAGGAGCAAACGGCGGCGAAGAAACGGAGGAGGAAAUCCAAGAAGAGAUCGCCGAGGAGAAGGAAGAGGAGAGAGAGAUUUUGGAGGAAGAACGCGAAGAGAGAGCGGAGGCGCGCGAGGAGCGACGAGAGCGUCGAGAGCAACGCCAAGAGAUGCGAGAGGCGGUGGAAGAGGUCAAGGAGGAAGUCGCCGAAGAACAAGAGGAGGAAGCAGAAGCCGAGGCGGAGGCAGAGCAAGAGGCGGAAGAACAAGAGGCUUCGGAACAAGAGGAGGAACAAGCCGCGAGCGAGGAAGAGUCGAGCGAAGAGUAA